Ctenopharyngodon idella (grass carp) is the source of this 2728-nucleotide messenger RNA. RefSeq names its product alanine aminotransferase 2-like. The coding region runs from base 198 to 1664 and encodes 488 amino acids. The transcript is spliced from 12 exons. NCBI's taxonomy places the organism in Eukaryota, Metazoa, Chordata, Actinopteri, Cypriniformes, Xenocyprididae. Gene Ontology annotation, biological process: biosynthetic process. The record is from RefSeq and is a predicted model, not a curated record. Gene Ontology annotation, molecular function: pyridoxal phosphate binding; L-alanine:2-oxoglutarate transaminase activity.
AAUGAGAGGGGUGGGCAGAAAAAAGAUCUGAUGUCAUAUAUGAACGCAAGGUCAUUGGUGGAGCUGUCAUUCAAACUGUGAACAGAAGAGAGGGAACAAGAGUGGAUUAAAUAACUGGAAGACAGAGAUUAAGGACCAGAGGAUAUCAAAUAAGGUUUACACCAGAAAUUAUCUGAAGCGGAAUACACGGAGACACUAUGACUGAAAACGGCUGUGAGUACCGUGAGAGGGUGCUGACGAUGGACACUAUGAACCCGAAUAUUAAACGCGUGGAAUACGCUGUUCGGGGUCCCAUAGUCCAGAGAGCAGUUCAGAUCGAAAGAGAACUCAAAAUGGGCGUAAAUAAGCCAUUCACAGAGGUCAUUAAAGCCAACAUCGGCGACUGCCACGCUAUGGGCCAGAGACCCAUCACCUUCUUCAGACAGGUCUUGGCAUUGUGCUCUUAUCCAGAUCUUCUUGAAGACAGCAAAUUUCCAGAAGAUGCCAAAAGUAGAGCACACCGCAUUCUCCAAGCUUGUGGUGGAGGAAGUCUCGGUGCUUACAGUACUAGUCAGGGAAUUGAAAUGAUUCGGCAGGACGUCGCUCGCUACAUUGAACGGCGAGAUGGAGGAAUCGCAUGUGACCCUGACAACAUUUACCUCUCAACAGGAGCCAGUGAUGCGAUCGUGACCAUGCUUAAGUUACUAGUGUUGGGGGAAGGAAUGUCUCGUACGGGAGUGAUGAUAUCCAUCCCUCAAUACCCGCUGUACUCCGCUGCUCUGGCUGAGUUGGGUGCUGUGCAAAUCAGUUACUAUUUGGAUGAAGAUAACUGCUGGAGUUUGGACAUCAAUGAGUUAAGUCGAGCCCUGCAGGAAGCAAAGAAACACUGCAUCCCUCGAGCACUGUGCAUUAUCAAUCCUGGCAACCCCACAGGUCAAGUGCAAAGUCGGCAGUGCAUUGAAGAUGUGAUCCGAUUUGCUGCGACAGAAAACCUUUUCCUUAUGGCUGACGAGGUCUAUCAGGACAAUGUUUACGCAGACGGGUGUAAGUUUUACUCCUUUAAGAAGGUGCUGUCUGAAAUGGGUCCAGAAUACUCUGAGAAAGUGGAACUAGCUUCGUUUCACUCAACGUCAAAGUGCUACAUGGGAGAGUGUGGUUUUCGUGGUGGUUAUAUGGAGGUGGUAAAUCUAGACCCUGAGGUGAAAGUUCAACUCACUAAGCUGGUGUCUGUGCGGCUGUGUCCUCCAGUGCCUGGUCAGGCUCUUCUAGAUGUGGUGGUCAAUCCACCUCAACCAGAUGAACCCUCAUAUGGCACAUUCAUCAAGGAACGCUCAGAAACUUUGGCCACACUGGCAGAGAAAGCCAGCAUGACGCAAGAGAUCUUGAAUCAAGUACCAGGAAUAAAAUGUAACCCAGUGCAGGGUGCAAUGUACACUUUCCCACGUAUCCACCUCCCACCAAAAGCCAUCCUGGAGGCCAAGGAGAAGGGACAAUCUCCAGAUAUGUUCUACUGUAUGAAGCUUCUGGAAGAAAAAGGCAUAUGUUUGGUUCCCGGCAGCGGCUUUGGACAGCGAGAUGGCACCUACCAUUUCAGAAUGACCAUCCUUCCUCCAAAAGAGAAACUGAAGAUAGUGUUGGACAAGAUUAAGGAGUUUCACCAGCAAUUUACGGACCAAUACUCUUAACCCUGGCCAUCUCAUUUUCUUAACCAAAUCCCCAAUUUCACACAUAAAGCUACAUCACUUUUGAGAUGUGCUCUGGGUAAAUACCUGCAAUGCGAACGAAGUCCUAUCUCACAGCAAAAUGUGAGGUGAACACGAGUCAUGCUGAGAGGAUAAUAUAUAGUAGUCAACAUUUGAAGUGGAUCAAAAAAGUUAAUCAAAGUUGUCCUAAGAACGAAGUUGUCCUAAGAAGAAGGUUUUAGGACAACUUUGAUGAAAGGUUUUGAUCCACUUCAAAUGUUGACUACUGUAGUAUACCUCCAGCUUUGAGUGUAGUCACAGGCUCUUCCAUAAAUGGCAAUUUCAAAGGCUUUUGGGGACAAAAAACUAACUUACAUUUGUGGUGAACAAUUAAAAUAUUGAUGCUAUUUUACUAGUAAAAUUUUAACACAUAAUUUUCUAUUAAGAUUGAUUCUAUUAUUUAUUGAAUGUUUGUUUGCUGUAUUCUUACAGUGUUAAGAAAUUUAACAUUGUGAACAUGGAAAAGAGGAAUUUUUUGUUAGCAAAAAAUCUCAUUGUGCAGUUGGUUAAUAUAUAUGUGUAAACAUGAUAAAAAUAAAUUAAAUAUGAGGAAUAAAUUAAAUACUUUACAAAUAAUAUUUCUGAACUUGUGAACAGUGGUACGAACACACCACGCAUUGACAUUGCCAGCAUUUCUGCCACACUCUUAGGGGGAAAAAAAAAAGUUCAGUGGGGUUCUAUAUAGACCGCUAGAGUUCUUUAAAGAACCCUUUAGGCCAAAAAGGUUCUAUAAGGAGAAAUGUCUUAAAUAAUUGCAUAAUACUUUCAUGUUUAACAUAUUAAUUCAUUUUGUUCUAUUGAUAAAGAAUGUUUACAAGCUGUUUAAUUCAUAAAUGUAAUCAAAAUUAAUUAAAAAUAAAUAAAAUAAAAAAAUUAUCCCAUGAUGGGAAUGGGAACCAGAGGUGUAAAGAGUACCAUACUUGAGUAAAAGUACAGAUAACUUACAGUGAAAAUGACACUUCAAUAUGACAGACAAAUAAAAUAAAGUAAAAUUAAUUAGUGCCUAA